This is a messenger RNA of Purpureocillium takamizusanense, 684 nucleotides long. RefSeq lists its product as uncharacterized. The record is from RefSeq and is a predicted model, not a curated record. Lineage: Eukaryota; Fungi; Ascomycota; Sordariomycetes; Hypocreales; Ophiocordycipitaceae. The transcript has a single exon. Bases 1 to 684 code for a protein of 227 amino acids.
AUGCGGUCACAACUCCUCUCCAAGGCCGUCGCGGCCGCCAUGCUCUUCAGCGCGUCCGCCCUCGCCGCUCCACACCCCGCCGCCGAGCCCGCCGAAGCCGCCGCCGCCGCACAUCCAGCCGCCGCGGCCAUCACGCCCGCGCCCGUCGGCGCCUUCGACAUCAACUUCCUCCUCGGGCGCGCCGACGACGCCACCACGUCCGCCGCCAGCAACCAGAAGCUCAGCGGCACGCUCUGCUUCACCACCUCGACGACGACGACGACGUCGUGCCCGCUCACCACGUCGGGCAAGCACGUGCUGACGCAGACGUGCUUCCCCACGGCCGUGGCCGCGUCCGAGUGCAGCCCGGGCCUCAUGUGCACCAUCGGCGCCGGCAACGAGGACAUUUGCAUGCGCAAGCACGACUCCCUCGACAUUGGCGGCAUCAUCGUCGCCAUCGUCUUCGCCGUCCUCAUCACCCUCGGCCUCGGCGCCCUCACCUUCCUCUGCUGCCGCGACCGCCGCGAGCAGAAGCGCAUCGCCGCAAAGGCGGAGGCCGUCGCCCUCGCCCGCGCCGCGACGAAGAAGAAGCGCGCGCAGGAGCAGCGCACCCCGCUCAUGCAGCAGCAGCAGCAGCAGCACCAGGCGGGCGGUCUGGGCUCCGGCCGCGGGAGCCCCAACCCCUUUAACGACGCGGCUCACUAA